AUGACGCUUUUGAGCUACUUCUGGGGACCAGGCAUGGAAAUGCUGAAUAAGGAGAUGCCCCACUCUGAAAUGCAAAUCAAGUUUGGAUCCCAGCUCAGGCAUCAGGAACCAGAGGGCACCCCUCAGCUGGCACCACAGAAAGGGCCAAAAGAAGAAAACAUUUCCAUUGCUGCUGGGAGUGAUUCAGGCCCCUGGAAAAGAGUGAUCUCCAUAGAAGAGGAUCCUGUCUUGGACUUCAUGGAGGGACAGCAGUGUUUCCCACAAGAGCUUACAGGCCAAAGCUCUCUGCUGCGAGAACUGAAUGAUGCAAUAGCAGCUCUGAAACGAGGGCCAGAAAUACGGAGAGACGAGCUCCUCCCACAAAGAGAUGGUUCUUUACAGCUGAGCAGACAAGGUGGGGAUUCUGGGCAAGGAACUGAGCAGGUAAAAGAGGCAGAACAGGAGGCACAGUGGAGAAAUGACGCAGAAGCCAAGGUCUUGGAGGGGGCACUGGCAGUACUCGCCAAUCAGGCCACCUUACGAGGAGAGCCUUGGACUGAGGGACCAUCCCAAGCAGAACUUCAUGCUCAGGAAGCAGAGCAGGCUGGUGCUUCUCAGCCAGCAGGGCCGGAUCCAAUUCACCCAUUGGCAGUAACACAGGGAGUGAGCACCAAGGCAGAUGUGCAGCUCCUGGGUGAGGCGGAGACACUAGAAAUAAUGAAGGGGGAGAGAGAGGAUGCAGCUCUGCAGCCUCCUGCUGGGGCACAGGUCCUAGAAGAAACCCAAGGGGAGCAUGCUGUCACAGAUGUGCAACACCUGGAUGCGGGUGAGACAGUAGAAGACAGGCAAGGAGACAGGGUUGGUACAAGGGUGAAAUAUCUGGAUGAGGACCAAUGGUUGGCAGUACCACAGGGAGAGGGUCUUAAUGCAACAAUGGAGACCCUGACUGAGGCUCAGCUAUUAGAAGUAGUGCAAGGGCAAAGUGCAGAUGCAGAAGUGCAGCCCCUUGCAGAGGCUCUGGCAGUAGGAACAGGGCACAGCAACAGUAUGGAGGGGCAGGGUUUAAGAGCGGUCCAGGAAGAGAAUGCAAGUGCAGAUGUGCAGCCCCUGGAUAAGGCUGAGGAGCUUGAAGGACUAUGGGGAGAAAAUGGAGCAGGCAGGGAGUGUGUGGGUGAGGUUGCAACAGUAGAACGUAUGCAGGGAGAGAGAGAUGCAGAUGUGCAACAACUGGAUGAGGAGGAGGCAAGAGAAGCACUGCAGGGAGGGAGAGAGGAUGCAGAGAUCCCACUCCCGGAUGGGGUUGAGACACUAGAAAUAAGGAAAGGGGAGAGAGAGGAUGUAGAUGUGCCACACGGGGAUGAGGCAGAGGCUGUAGAAUCAAUGGAAGGAGAGAGUGCUGAUGUAGACGAGGAGCACCUGGAUGAGGUUCUGACACUAGGCAUGACAAAGGGAGAGAGAGAUAACGUGGAUAGGAAGCAUCUGGAUAAGGCUCAGGUACCAAGAGUAUCGCAAGGAGAUCUUGUUAUGGCAGAACUGUGGUCCCAGGAUGAGGCUGUGGUACUAGGAGCAAUGCAGGGAGAGAUCACUGGUGCCGAGGUGUGGUCCCUGAAUAAGGCUGAAACACUGGAAGUGAUGAAGGGUGAGGUAGCUGAUGAGGGGAGGCAGCAAUGGGUAGAGUCUCAAGAACUUGAAACCGCUCAUGGCAAGGGUGCUGAUACGGAUGUGCAGCACCUGGAGGCAGUGCAAAUGUUAGAAGUAACAAAGGCAGGGAGUGCUGAGGUAGAUAUGGAACAUCUGAAUGAGGCCCAGUUAGUGGCAGUAGCACAGGGACAGGGUGUUGAUACAGAUGGACAAAACAUGGAUAUGGCAGAGACAGUAGAAAUGCCAAAAGGAAAAAGUACCGAUUCAGAUCUGCCAUGUUUGGACAAGGCCCAAAUGUUAGACAUACAAGAGGGAGAGGAAACUGAUGCAGGUAUGGAACAUCUGGAUGAGGCCUGGUCAUUGACAGUACCACAGGGAGAGGGCAUUAGUACAGCUGUGCAGAUCCUGAGUGAGACUCAGCUAUUACAAGUUACACAGGAGGAAAGUGCAGACACAGAAAGAGAUGUGCAGUCCCUGGAGGAGGGGCAGGCAUUAAGAGGAGCCCAGGAGGAGAGAGUAGCAGCAGAUAUACUGCCCUACAAUGAGAAUCAGGAACAAGAAGAAACAAGGGGUGCAGACCCAGAGCAUCUGGGUAAAGUUGUGAUGGUAGAAGUAACAACAGGAGGGAGAGAGCUUCCAGUUAUGCAACACCUUGAAGAGGCUAAAAAGCUUGGUGUGAUUCCCAGAGAGAGAGAAGAUGCAUGUAUGCAGAUCCUUGAUGAGGCUCAGGUCCUACAAGGAACCCAGGGGGAGCAUGUUGACAAAGGUGAGUCACUAACAAUAAUGACAGGAGAAAGAGAGGAUGUAGAUGUGCCACACUUGGCUGAGACAAAAGCAUGA
Molecule: messenger RNA, 2460 nt
Organism: Alligator sinensis (Chinese alligator)
Lineage: Eukaryota; Metazoa; Chordata; Crocodylia; Alligatoridae
Exons: 4
Coding region: 1-2460 (819 amino acids)
Source: RefSeq, a predicted model, not a curated record